Molecule: messenger RNA, 1539 nt
Organism: Guillardia theta CCMP2712
Lineage: Eukaryota; Cryptophyceae; Pyrenomonadales; Geminigeraceae
Exons: 16
Coding region: 1-1539 (512 amino acids)
Source: RefSeq, a predicted model, not a curated record
AUGGCGAGAAAGUUCGACGUGGGCAGGGCGACUGAGGAGGAGCUGCGGGAGAGGGUGAGGACGCUGACGUCAGCUCUCAUCAAACAGAAGGAGCAGAUCGAAAGGAUACGCACAUCCGAGCAUGCGCUGGCAGGUGAAAAGGAGAAGUUGGAGCGGCAGGUCAUCAACUUCAAAGAAGAAGCCGAGAUGUCUAGACAGAUGCGAUCGGAAUUACAGGGAGAGGUUGCAAGGAUGCAGAGAGCUCUGGAGCUCCGAGCAGCUGAAGCUGAAAUGAUCAAGACUGAGGCACAGAAAUACAUAUUUGGAAGCGACUCGAGCCAGAAUUCAGAUGAGGAGCUGAAAACGGCAAGAGAAGAACUGGAGGAUGCAAAGACUCAGCUGUUCUUGAGCAGCGGAGGGUUUGAUCCAGCACACUCACCCGAUGGGCAGCAGGAUCACGAGACAGAUGAAGGUCUCCUUCCUGCUAAGGUUGAAGCUCUUGGACUUGCUGUUGCAAUGGUGAAGCGUCUUGCCCAGGAAGGGGAGGCUUCAGCGGUGGACCAACCGGAGGGCAGCAAUUCGGACGUUACAGGGAGCGAAGAUGGCGAGAAUGCGGUUAUGCGAUGGAAGACGAGAUGUUUGCGGUUGGAGCGAUUGUAUCAAGAUACAAGAGAUCGGCUGGAAAAGGCAUCGGCAGAAAGGCAGAAGUUAGAGGAGGAGCGAGCUCUGGUAGACUCGCGAUACGACAAGUUGCAUGUUACAUACCAACAGGCAAACAAGUACAUCCAAGAGCUUGAAGAUGCCCGUCGAAACAAGGACAAGGAAUUUGAGGGUCUGAGAGAGCAGCUUGAGAAGUAUUCUGCUGCCAAUGGCAUCAACACUGCGAAAAAGAACGAAGAAGUGAUGACGUUGCAAGCCAAGAUAAAUUCACUCCAAGAUGAGAUCGCAUCUUUGAAUUCGGAGAAAAGCAAGCUGGAAAGUACAAUUCAAUCUAUCACAAACACUCUGCAAGCAUGCAAGCGGGUCUUGCUUGUUAUGGUGAAGCACAAUCCUCCUCACAUUCCAAUCAGGAUCUCCCGCAAGGAAAUUGAAAGUUUGAAGAACUCGUUGGAGUCAACCGCCGGCAAGCUCAACGCCCUUCAGGCGAGCGAGUCAUUUGACAACCUCCCAACGGUUCACACAGCAAGACAGGAAGAGCACGACAAGCAGUUGGCAAUGGACAAGGAGAUUGUGAAGGGACUACAAAACGACGCAAGAGUGAAGCUUGCAGAAGUCGAAAAUGCUCUGCAGAGCUCGAAGCUGACAGUCAUGGUCCUGACGAUGUUCGUCAUGGAAGAUGAGGAGAUGAUUGAGAUCAGACUUUCAAACCACCACAUUGAGAACGGCAAGGAGACGUCGGACGACGGGCUGAAGGAAUUCAUCCACAGAGAACGUGAGAGAAGCACGGGAGCCAUGUUCGAGCUUACCUGUUUGUCAGUGGAGCAGGAGGAGCUGGUCCAGCAGGCGCUUGCUUCCAUCGAGGAGCUUUUGGAGACUCUUGGCUCCGAUAACACUGCGUAA